AUGCUUCUCUCCAUGUACCUCGAGCUGGACCGUCUAGGCGUGAGCGCCGCCGAGGUGCGCCCGGCCCUUGGUGGAUGGGCUGCGGCUAUUGCUAGCAACAUCCCCCCUAACCGUGCGACUGCGGAUCCGGCGGAUCCUGUCAUUUAUGGAAAGGCGGUUUUCUCUACUCUGGUCUAUGUUGGGCAGAUUCAUGGUUGUUCGAUGGAAUGGUUGUUGUGGUUCUCUGCGGCUCUAGCGACCAUGGUGGUCAAGCG
This is a messenger RNA of Perkinsus marinus ATCC 50983, 254 nucleotides long. RefSeq lists its product as hypothetical. The record is from RefSeq and is a predicted model, not a curated record. The transcript has a single exon. The annotation marks the transcript as partial. Lineage: Eukaryota; Perkinsozoa; Perkinsida; Perkinsidae.